AUGUCAUCAUCCACUAAUUCUUCAAAUCAUUCUUCCUCAAAUUCUUCAUCAGACGAAGAAAUUCAUGUCGAUCCUGCACAACUUCCUCCUCUUCCCGACCCUACUCUACAUCCUGAUUUAUUUUUUAUGAGAUGUGCUGUGAAUUUCAUGCAAGUGGCGAGUUCUUAUCGUUUCGAGCCUCCUCUGCUACCGAAGAAGAAGCGGAGAGUUGUUUUCCGUGAUUGUGAAGGUGGAGCCGAGCGCCUCCAUCGUGAUUAUUUUGCUCGUUGUCCCGUUUAUGGGCCACAAUUCUUCCGACGUCAUUUUCGCAUGAGCCGGUCUUUAUUUCUACGCAUUGUGAAUGCGCUAGAAGUCGAUCCUUACUUUCAACAACGUCCCGAUGCUUGUGGCCGCUUCGGCUUCUCUUCGAUCCAGAAGUGCACGGCCGUAAUUCGACAAUUGGCGUACGACACUACUGCAGAUUGUUGCGAUGAAUACCUCCAUAUAGGAGAGACGACGGCGUUGACGUGCCUGAAGAAAUUUUGUAAAGUCGUUAUUCAUAUUUUUAGCGGCACUUAUUUGAGGAGGCCAACAACUGCCGAUGUUCAACGACUCACUGCAAUGCACGAAGCCAAACUUGGAUUCCCGGGAAUGUUGGGGAGCCUAGACUGCAUGCAUUGGGGAUGGAAGAAUUGCCUCGUGGCUUGGCACGGCGCGUACACUCGAGGGGAUCAAGGCGAGCCAACAAUUAUACUAGAGGUCGUUGCUUCACAAGAUUUGUGGAUCUGGCACGCCUUUUUAGGAGUCGCUGGCUCAAACAACGACAUCAACGAACUCCACCAGUCCACGCUGUUCAAUGACGUUUUAUCGAGCACUGAAGCGGCGGUGCACUUCGCCGCCAACAAUGCUCACCACACUAGAGGCUACUACUUAACUGACGGCAUCUAUCCUGAUUGGCCGGUGUUCGUCAAAAGCUUCCAGUUUCCAAACGAUGAGAAGAAGCGGAGGUUUAAGUUGAUGCAAGAAGCUGUAAGGAAGGAUGUGGAACGAGCUUUCGGUGUUCUUCAGGCUCGUUGGGGUAUUAUCAAAGGUUUGUCUCGUCUAUGGAAGCUGGAGCACAUGAGCGUUAUCAUGUUUACGUGCAUCAUAUUGCACAACAUGAUAAUCGAGGAUGAAGGAGAAAUCGGUGCAACUUUUGAUGGAGACGGCAGUGAGGGAUCACGUUCCCUUCCUCAGACACAGUUCAAUUCCGAAGCACCACCAGAAUUCGCCGCCUAUAUGGCCCGGAGUGCAAGCUUGAAGGAUAGUCGACUGCACGCUCGUCUCUGCGAUAAUUUAGUCGAUCAUAUAUGGGCACACUUUGGUCCCAUCGACCAAUAG
Molecule: messenger RNA, 1359 nt
Organism: Salvia miltiorrhiza (redroot sage)
Lineage: Eukaryota; Viridiplantae; Streptophyta; Magnoliopsida; Lamiales; Lamiaceae
Product: protein ALP1-like
Exons: 1
Coding region: 1-1359 (452 amino acids)
Source: RefSeq, a predicted model, not a curated record